GGAAAAACGAACGGGACUGCGAAACAACCAAACAAACCCCCUCUCUCUCUCUCUCUCUCGUUUUGUUGUUCCUCUAUUCGAAACACCGACACUCGGCUCCAAACCCUAAUCACAUUAUUGAAUUCGAUCAUCAUCAAUCACAGUCCCCUCCGAUCUUCCAUCAAUGAGACGUGUUACGCGGUAGUUUUGUGGAGGAACUGUUGAUCAUAUGAAGUGCUUACUCGGUUCCGUAAUCGUUAAUUCAAAUGUACAGUUGUUAUUCCAUCUUCUUCGUACUGGUGCCGAGUUUUUUGGCGAAUUAACCAAGGUGAAUUGGGGCUGUUUGAUUGUAAGUGUUGUCAUUUUAUUGAAUUGGGUUGGUGGAGGAGAAGAAGGGAUAUCAUGGCUGAAGGAGAGGAGCACAUUGAACUUAAGUUCAGAAUCUAUGAUGGAACAGAUAUAGCUCAUACUACUUAUGCACCCUCUACUACUGUUGCUACUCUUAAGCAAAGGCUUGUUGCUGAGUGGCCUCAAGAUAAAUCAGUUGUACCUAAAUCUGUAAGUGAUUUGAAGCUGAUACAUGCUGGCAAAGUUUUGGAGAAUAUCAAGACACUUGAAGAAUCAAAAAUAAAUAUUGGUGACCUUCCCGGUGGAGUUAUUACCAUGCAUGUUGUGGUACAGCCUCCUGUUGCAAAAAAGAAGACAGACAAGAGCCAGGAGGAGAUGCAAAAGAAGAAUCCAUGCUCAUGCACCAUACUUUGAACUGGGAAGCAUAUGCUUUGCGACAGCCACAACAUGGUUCACAUUUUUGAUCUUCCUCUAUGUUGUAAUUGUUAUGUAACAUUCUAAAUGGCUUUCUAUAGUAUAGCAGGGUUACAUUUGUUACUUGUAAUUGCUUCUUCUUUUGUUUGUGGUGUUACUCAUUUUUCUAUGAGUGAAAUCGAGUUUCUAUCAUGAUUAUGAUUCUCUUCCAUUGUGGAGUGUGGUAGGGUUGACUGUUCUAUUCCUUUUGAGGUGUGGUACAGCUUGUGUAUGUGUGCACGUGUGAGAGUGAUCCCAUUUGUAAAUCUGAUAGAUGUUAAUCGACAGAAUUUGUAUUAUGGAUCAUAGUCAAGAAAAGAUGUAGCAAUAUGUUCUUGGAUCAUUUUAUCGAGUGACUUUAUUUUUGGAGAAAGGAAA
Camellia sinensis is the source of this 1158-nucleotide messenger RNA. Its product is annotated as membrane-anchored ubiquitin-fold protein 3. NCBI's taxonomy places the organism in Eukaryota, Viridiplantae, Streptophyta, Magnoliopsida, Ericales, Theaceae. The record is from RefSeq and is a predicted model, not a curated record. Gene Ontology annotation, molecular function: protein binding.